CCUUGUUCUCUAGUGCACAGCCACUCUGGUCUCUGUCAGUUCUCAAGCUGAGCUGGGGCUCUGUGACUGCCCUCGUGCACUGCCUGGUGCUAGAAACUUUGCCUGGGCAGGGCUAAGAAAAGGGAAAAUUCAGCAAGCCCCACGAGGAUCAGGGCACAAGCUUCAUACGAAGGAUUCCUCAGCAGACACUCACUCUACACCUGGAAGACAUGGAGGAAAGGCCGGCAAACACUAAUGCCGGUGUUGACAACUCAGCAUCUCCAUCUGUGGCGCAGCUUGCGGGCCGAUUCAGAGAGCAGGCAGCAGCCAUCUCAGCUAAGGAGCCACCAGCCAAUAAACCAACAAGAAGGAAACCACCUUGCUCCCUUCCCCUGUUCCCCCCCAAGAUAGAGAUGGGCCAGAAUGGUGAGGAGAAACCAUCACCCAAUGCGUGUCACCCUCCCAAAAUCAAGGUGAAAAAUUCGCCUUUGAUUGAGAAGCUACAGGCCAAUUUAGCCUUUGAUCCCACUGCCCUGUUGCCAGGGGCUUCACCUAAAAGUCCUGGAUUAAAGGCCAUUGUGUCUCCAUUUCAUAGCCCACCUUCCACCCCCAGCAGUCCAAGUGUUAGAUCCCGGUCCAGUGAACCAGAGGAGGUGCCAGUCAGCUUUGACCAGCCCCCUGAAGGCAGCCAUCUACCUUGUUACAAUAAGGUGCGGACACGGGGGUCAAUAAAGAGGAGACCUCCCUCCAGGAGAUUCAGAAGGUCUCAGUCAGACUGUGGGGUAGAUCUGGGAGAUCUGGGGGCAGCUGAAACAUCUCAGGAGAAUGGUGCCAAGGAAGAGGACAAUGAUGAAGUGUUCACAGCCAAGAACAAAGCUCUGGGAUCUCCCCUCUCUAGUAACCGGGCAAUGGGCAAAGAGCUGAGGAGAAAGCUGGAGUCAGAUGAAAAACCGCUGCUAAGGAGAUCAUGCAGUAUGACAGAGAACCCAGGGGAAAGGAGCAAGGUCUUGGAAGAAGCCACGUCAUGCAAGAAUGACGUGAAAAAUAAAGAGGGGAAACAGCAGGAUACAGUGGAAAAUGAUGGAGAACCGCACCAGAGAGCCACAGAUAAUAAAGAAGAAACAAGUGAGAGCCCAAAGAGGGAUCAAAAGGAGACAUCUCUAGGGAAUUCUGGAGGGGAGAGAAAGGAAAAGACAACCGAAGACCCUCCUUCUGAGAAGGAGGAGACAUCUGAGAAAAGCACAGGAAAUGAAGAGGAGAAACCUGGACAGAAGAACACAGGAGCUAAAGAUGAGGAACCAAAACAGGGAGCUGCCACAGGGACAAAUGAGGAGAGGCCCCAAAACAACCCCAAAGAGAAGGAAGGAGACAAUACCACUGAGCCAGAAAAAGACAAAGAAGAAAGUGAUCAAAAGGAAGAUAUUUCUCAGAACGCAGACAACCAAGAAAUAACACACAACCAAGAAAGCAAUACUGGAACAGGGCAUUCUCAGCCAGCAACAGAUUCUGAAGCCCCAACUAUGCAAUCAACCUGCAGUGCAGGGGAUGGUGCCAUUGUACAGGAUACUAAAAUGUAAAAAAAGAAAGAAAGAAAGAAAAAAGAGCUCUAUCAUCCACCCUUGGUGAAGUUGCUGGAGUCAUCUCUCUGGAAGUAGCAGCAACAACAUCUGCAGGGAAUGGAGAAACUCCAUUAGGAGCUCAUAGCAUUUCAAGAUUGCCAAAGACCUAGAAUCAGCCUGAAGUCAAAGGCGAUCACUGUUGUCUCAUGGCUUCCAGGCUGUACUGUUCUUUAGGGGAGUGGGAAGAGAGGAUCCCAGUGUAAAAGGCUUUUCACCAACAGAAAUUUGGUGCAGGAUGUUCAUUAACAGACUUUGUAGAAGAAACCUCUUGGAAAUCUCUUUCCACCAAACCUGGAGUCAACCCAGGGUCUGACUUUUAGGAAACAGCCUACCCAAGCAACUGAGCUCUGGACUGACACUUUUUCUUGAGUCAUUUCUUGAUGUAGUCCAUCAGACAUGCCUCUGUCUGAGUUGUAACUUUUGUAAUUCUCUAUAUGUAAGUAAAACCAAAUUUGGGGAUAGGGUAGGGCUGGAACAUGGGAAAAAAGGAUAUUUUGGUAAGAGUAACAAUGUGAAUCCUUCUAAAUCAUAAAAAUCGGGGGGGGGGGGGGACAGCUAGGUGGGACAACAGAUAAAGCACUUGCCUUGGAUUCAGGAGGACCUGAGUUCAAAUCUGAUCUCAGACACUUGACACUUUACUAGCUUUGUGACCCUGGGCAAGUCACUUAACCCUCAUUGCCCCACACCAAAAACAAAAAACAAAAAAAAUAAAAAUAAAACAAAAACAAAAACAACAAAAAAACACCCCCCCAAAAAAAAAAACUCCAGGACUUUUGAGACAAACUUUCAGCUCCCCCGGUUUUGAGAUGGCCAAGCAGUUUUUCAAAGACUAGAUGAGCUAAGUGUUGAAACAUUCAUUUCAACCUGUGUCAUAUUUAGUCCAAGAGCCUGAGUGUGCUUUUGCUCUUGGAAAUGGUCCUCUUAGCUUAUGACUGCCAUGGCAACCUAGGCAUGCACCCUUUCUGUCUUGUUCAGAGGAGGUAGGCUCUCCAUUGGAAAAGCAGGAUGUUCUCAGCACCAGAUGGGAAAUCAGAAGAUGUAGAUUUCAUUCCUGACUCCUCUCCCCCUCCUUCCCCCCAGACUCAGUGUAUCCAAGUCAAAACCCUUUAUUCCUUAAUUUCCUCAUCCACAAAACCUGCCCCUGUAUCGACAUGAAAUCUUAAGGUGAGGAUAAAUGUUGCUGCUCCAGAAAAUAAUUCUUAAUGAAAAGGUCUCUUAAGCUAUAUUAAAUAUUGCCAGGAAGAUGUUUUGUGGUCUUCUUACACAUGUACCAGGUGAAGGUAAUCAUUCUUAAUAGCUGUUUGGAAAUGCCAUCAAGGCCACUGUUUCAAACCUAGCUUCUUCUUGAAGCUAUGAGUAAGGGAUGCUCUGUCGCGCAGAAGCAUCUUUCCCCAGAGUCUAAUUCUACAGGGUAUAUAUCUUUGCAUUAACAGGGGGUUUGUAUGAGGCAGAAAGACUGACUCUUUACCUCAGAUACUCUCCCUUAUCUGUCAGGGCUAAAGGACAUUGACCAAAAGAAAUCUUCACUUUGCAGAGCUGCUCCUGGGUCUGACUUGAGUUUCGGGGCCUUCCAAAGUGCUAAUUCAGUGGGAUCUUGGCUCUACGGGAUUCACACUGGAAAUCUUCGGAAAUUGGAAAAUGACCUCCUGGCCUGAAGGGUCUGGGGUUGCUCCUGGCACCUUCAUUUUCUCUGCCUAGUCACACUUUUCUCUGACUCCUGGAAAGAGUUAGCAUGGGGCUAACAUUGUUUUAGAAAAUAACCCUGUUGUUAAAAAAGCAAAGGGUUGAGUAGGACAUGUUCUGACCCAGCCUAUUUAAGGGUGUGCUUUACUGUAUUACUGCAUAUACACAUAUGUGCUUAAGAGUUCAGCACAUGUGCAUUUGUAUGAGUGUGUGUGAUGAAAAGGAAAGAUUUAUCCCAUUCCUUUCCCCAGAAUGAAAAGGAAGGAAAAGAGAAGAAAUAAAAACUAUAGCGAUAAAAAGAAAAAUGUGCUUUCCUUCUGAGAACUGUACUUUAAGAUGGGGAAUUGGGAAUACAGAUAAUAAAGUGACAAAAGAAACUAGCUUGAUGCCAGAG
Messenger RNA from Dromiciops gliroides (monito del monte), 3675 nucleotides. It is a transcript of the gene RCSD1, whose product is annotated as RCSD domain containing 1. The coding region runs from base 210 to 1556 and encodes 448 amino acids. Gene Ontology annotation, cellular component: WASH complex; early endosome. Gene Ontology annotation, biological process: protein localization to endosome; retrograde transport, endosome to Golgi; skeletal muscle contraction. Lineage: Eukaryota; Metazoa; Chordata; Mammalia; Microbiotheria; Microbiotheriidae. The transcript is spliced from 7 exons. Gene Ontology annotation, molecular function: phosphatidylinositol phosphate binding; actin filament binding; retromer complex binding. The record is from RefSeq and is a predicted model, not a curated record.